AUGAGAUCGUCAAAAGAAAUCGCGGAGUCAGACAGGAGGCCCUCGUUUGAGGUGGGAGAGGUGAAGGCCGUCGACGCCGAUGCCGCCAAGUUGGCUGAGAUGGGCUACACCCAGGACAUGCAGCGCAAUUUCAGCGUCUGGUCUGUCUUGGGUGUGGGCUUUUCCUUGACCAACUCGUGGUUCGGUAUCUCGGCGGCUCUGGUCACAGGCAUCAACUCGGGAGGCCCGCUGCUCAUUGUCUACGGGAUCAUGAUCAUUGCCCUCAUCUCAGUCUGCGUCGGCAUCUCCCUAUCAGAACUGGCUAGCGCUCUCCCCAACGCCGGUGGCCAGUACUUCUGGGCCAACGAACUGGCUCCGAAGCGAUGGGCCAAUUUUGCUUCAUACCUGACCGGAUGGUUUGCGUGGGCCGGUUCCAUCUUCACGUCGGCCAGUGUUGCGCUGGCCAUGGGAAGCGCGUUAUGCGGCUGCUGGCAACUGUCGCACCCUGACUUCGUGAUUGAGAGCUGGCACGUCUUCGUCACCUACCAAAUCGUCAACAUCUUCUGCUUCUUCUUCAACUGCUGGGGCAAGGUGCUCCCCACGAUCUCGUCGACGACGCUGUACAUCUCCCUCAUCUCGUUCGCCGUCAUCCUGAUCACGAUCCCGGCCAAAGCGCCCACGCACCAGCACGCCAAGUUCGUCUUCGCCACCUUCAUCAACAACACGGGCUGGUCGGAGGGCGGCAUCGCCUUCAUCGUCGGCCUGGUCAACACCAACUGGGCCUUUGCGUGCCUGGACUGCGCGACGCACCUGGCCGAGGAGGUGCACCACCCGGAGCGCAUGAUCCCCAUCGCCAUCAUGGGCACCGUCGCCAUCGGCUUCGUCACGUCGUGGACCUACUCGGUCGCCAUGUUCUUCAGCAUCGUCGGCGACUUCCAGGAGCUGGUCGCCACGCCCACCCUCGUCCCCAUCCUCGAGCUCUUUUCGCGCGCCCUCGCCUCGUCCGCCGGCGCCACGGCCGGCGCCAUCGCCCUCGAGUCGCUCAUCAUCGCCACCGGCCUGGGCUGCCUGAUCGCGUCGCACACGUGGCAGAGCCGGCUGUGCUGGAGCUUCGCGCGCGACCGCGGGCUGCCGGGUCACCGCGCGCUGGCCGUUGUGCACGCUGGCUUGGACGUGCCGCUGACGGCGCACGCGGUCAGCUGCGCUAUCGUCGCUGCCGUCGGCUGCCUCUACCUCGGCUCCUACACGGCCUUCAACAGCAUGGUCACGGCCUGCAUCGUGCUGCUCUACGUCUCCUACUCCAUCCCCGUCGCAUGCCUGCUGCUGCGCGGCCGCAACAACAUCGAACACGGACCUUUCUGGCUCGGCCCCAUCGGCUUCGUUGCGAAUUGCGUACUGCUCGCCUGGACUGCGUUCACUGUCGUCAUGUACAGCUUCCCGUAUUCGAAGCCCGUCCUGGCGAGCAAUAUGAAUUACGUGAGCGCCGUGUACGGCGUUGUCUGCGCGAUUAUGGGCGUCGAUUGGCUGGUGCGCGGGAAGAGGGAGUAUAGGGGGCAGAGUACCAGACAUGAGCAGGUCGAGGAGGUGGUGAGGAGGGUGGGGAGCGUGAGUGAGGGGACGGUGUGA
This is a messenger RNA of Lasiodiplodia theobromae, 1605 nucleotides long. RefSeq names its product Amino acid/polyamine transporter I. Bases 1 to 1605 code for a protein of 534 amino acids. NCBI's taxonomy places the organism in Eukaryota, Fungi, Ascomycota, Dothideomycetes, Botryosphaeriales, Botryosphaeriaceae. Gene Ontology annotation, biological process: transmembrane transport. Gene Ontology annotation, molecular function: transmembrane transporter activity. The transcript has 2 exons. The record is from RefSeq and is a predicted model, not a curated record. Gene Ontology annotation, cellular component: membrane.